AUGCAUGGAGAAAGUCUGCCAACAAAGGCCCAGGGAUUACCCUACAAGCGAAGAUGGCUGCGCAAGAGUAUCCGCUUCCUGAGUGCGAACCAAGUCCAACGUUUACAUGGUCUCUGGAUGAACCCAACCGAUGGCAACAAGCGAACUGCACUUCUGGCUGCUGAUAUGUUCCUAAACAUCAAUGGACACAGGCUUCAGAACGUGCCAUUUGCGGAUGAUCCUUUCAAUAAAGCCGCCCUAGCAGACGCCCAUGUCGGACGGCCGAGCAGCUCGGAAAUUUCUACCAGUCAUUUUGCGAAGCCUCUGGAGCAGUUCACACCUUAA
Molecule: messenger RNA, 324 nt
Organism: Aspergillus ochraceoroseus IBT 24754
Lineage: Eukaryota; Fungi; Ascomycota; Eurotiomycetes; Eurotiales; Aspergillaceae
Exons: 2
Coding region: 1-324 (107 amino acids)
Source: RefSeq, a predicted model, not a curated record